Messenger RNA from Monoraphidium neglectum, 2514 nucleotides. RefSeq lists its product as hypothetical. The transcript is spliced from 3 exons. The record is from RefSeq and is a predicted model, not a curated record. Bases 1 to 2514 code for a protein of 837 amino acids. Lineage: Eukaryota; Viridiplantae; Chlorophyta; Chlorophyceae; Sphaeropleales; Selenastraceae.
AUGUCGCAGCAGCCGCCGCUGCAGCAGCAUGGGCAGCACCAGCAGCAGCAGGUGGUGGGGGGCGUCUCGGUCGCCGCGGGCGGCGGGCUCGGCGCCGGUGCUGCGCAGCACGCGCCCGCGCCCGCGCCGGCGCUCGCGCCGCCGGCGCUGACGCGCGCCCAGGUCGAGGCGCUGUCCCACUCUCGCGGCGCCGGCGCCGGCGCGGCGGCGGGUUUUGCGUCGCAUCUGCUGCAGCAGCAGCAGCCGCAGGUGGCUCAGCAGCACGGGCAGCAGGGGCCGCUGUCGCUGCCGGCGUCGCUUCCUUACUCGCUGGGCCUGGCGGGCCACCAGCUGCUUGCCGGCGCCGCCGGCGCGGCCGGCGCCCCAAGCGCGUCCGCGUCCGCACCGGUGCCCGGCCAGCAGCUGCAGCUCAGCACGUACGCCGCGGCGGCGCCGCAGGACCCGCGGCCCGCCGCGGCGGCCGCAGCCUACGACCAGCCGACGCUCGGCGCGGGCCUGGCCGUAAGCGCGAGCGCGGGGUUCCCUGCCUCCCAGCCUCAGUCGGUGGCGGCGCUGGCGGCCGCGGCGGCCGCGGCGGCCGCGGCGACGGCCCCUCCCGCACCUGCGCCUGUGGCGGCGCCUGCGGCGCCUCAGAUCAUGAUAGGGUCUGACGGCGUCCAGUACAUGGUGGUGCCGGUUGCCGCAGUGGCGGCAGCGGCGGCGUCGAUGGCGGGCGGGCAGAUGCUGCAGCAGCAGCAGGGGCAGGGGCAGGGCCAGGGGGUGCAGCAAGCCCAGCAAGCUCAGCAGCAGCCGCAGCAGCAGCAGGUUGCCCCUCCACAGCAGCAGUGGCAGCAACAGCCUCAACCUCAGCCUCAGCCUCAAUCUCAGCCUCAGCCUCAGCAGCAAUGGCAGCAGCAGCAGCAGCAGCAGCAGCAGCAGCAGCAGCAGCAGCAGCAGCAGCAGCAGCAGCAGCCGUGGCACCAACAACAGCAGCCUGUUGCUCAGCAGCCGCAGCCGCAGCCGCUGUUGCAGCCACCGCCACCGCAGCAGCCGCGGUCCCAGCAGCAGGCUGGCGGCGCUGCGCCAGCGCCGGCGCCGGCGCCGGCGCCCGCGCCUUCAACCGACGCGGGCGCCGCCUCCUCCUACGUGCUCCCUGGCCUUGCAUCCGCGAAGCCCUUCUCAGGACCUGCGCAGGCUCCUAAGCAUGUGCCGUCAGAUGCUAUCGCCAAGUCGCAGCCCGCGGCCGUCCUGCACGGCCGGGUGCAGCAGGCGCAGCAGGCGUCACAGCCGCCGGGUGGGGCGGCGCACGCGCCGGACCCUUAUGCUGUGUACCGGGCAGGGGGCGGGGCGCGCCAGCAAGAGCAACUUCCGCAGCAGCAGCAGCAGCAGCAGCAGCAGCAGCAGCAGCAGCAGCAGCAGCAGCAGCAGCUGCAGCAGCUGCAGCAGCAGCAGGCGGCACAGCAGCAGCUGCUUGCGCAGCAGCAGCAGCAGCAGCAGCAGCAGCUGCUGGCACAACAGCAGCAGCCCUGGCGGCAGCAGCAGCAAGAGCAGCAGCCGUGGCAUGAGCAGCAGCAGCAGCAGCAGCAGCAGCAGCAGGCGCAGCAGCAGCUGCUGCAGCAGCAACAGCAGCAGCUGCAGGUCCCGCAGCAGGUCCAACAACAGCAGCAACAGCUGCCGCAGCAGCGGCCGCAGCCUGCAAGCGCCCAGCUUGCAGGUGCCGGCCAGCCGUCAGACCCGCGGCGCAACCGCGCAACCCUGGCCGGCGCGCCCGCCCCGGCCGCCAGCGGCCAGCCGCCCCAAGUCCCCGCCUCGUCAGCCCCGCAGCAGCCGCAGCCCGAGGUGGCGUCGCAGGCAGCACCUCAGCAGUACAGCUACCCAGCGCCUUCCGCGCCGAGCGCAGCUGCCGCCGCGCAGCAGCCGCUGCAGCAACAGCCGCUGCAGCAGCAGCCGCUGCAGCAACAGCAGCAGCAGGGGCCAGGGCAGCAGCAGCAGGCCGUGCCGGCGGCGGCGGCGGCGGCGGCGGCGCCAGGCGCGGUGCAAGCCAUGCUCGCCGACCCCCUGUACCGCUCUCACCACGCCCAGUUUGCCGAGUGGAUGGCAUACCAUCAGAAUGCGGCUGCCGCCGCUGGCCAGCCCGUGCUGCCCGAUGAGCAGUACUGGCUGCAGUACCGCCCCUGGCUUGAGGAGCAGCUGCGCACCAGCGCGCAGCAGCCGCAGCAGCAGCAGCAGCAGCAGCAGCAGCAGCAGCAGCAGCAGCAGCAGCAGCAGCCAGGCCUUGCGGGCGUGCAGCCCGGCGCGGGCGGGCAGCCUGCGUACCCCGGACAGUUCCCUGGCACCGCGCCGCCGUUUGCCGGCGCGCCGCCGCCGAUGGGAAUGGGGCCGGAGCAGUACAUGCACUGGCAGCAGCAGCAGAUGCAGAUGGCCAUGCAGCAACAGCAGCAGCAGUACAUGCAGUACUUGCAGCAGAUGCAGCAGAUGCAGGGGCACCCAGCGAUGCACGGUGGGGGGCCGCCCAUGAUGCCCCCGCCAUACUGA